AGCCAUCAAUUUAUCAUCACAAAAUCCCUUCUCCAUAUACUUACCAACCAGACAUUCAGUCUAUGCCUUAAACACACUCUCUUGAUCUUCUUGUCCAUUUUUUUCUUUGCGAGUCUUAUCAAAUAUGGCAUUGGCAGCAGCUGAGAAGAUGGCCUUAAGAUCACCAUCCUCAGCUUCUGCUGCCAUUGCAAGACUGUCCCUGCCAUCGUCUUCUAAUUUACCAUCCAAACCAUCUCUAUUGAGACCAAUCUCGGUUUCUUUACCAGCGUCGACAGCCAUCUCUCUUUUAGCUGUUUUCGCUCCUCCUCUUGAGGCCAAGGCCCUCCCUAAAGAUCAAAUUGUCUCCUCUCUUACUCAAGUGGAGAAGACUAUUGAUCAAGUUCAGGAAGUUGGUUCGGGUUUUCUCGAGACUGCUCAACGAGUUUUUGGAGUUGUUAGUGAUGCAUUGAAGCCUGGGGUAGAUGCAGCAAUGCCAAUUGUAAAGAAAGCUGGAGAUGAAGCGUUGAAGAUUGCUUCUCCGGCUAUUUCCGAAGCAUCAAGGAAAGCUCAAGAAGCAAUUCAAAGUAGCGGCAUUGAUACAGAGCCAGUUCUUAGUGCUGCUAAGACGGCUGCUGACGCUGCACAACAGACCUCAAAUGUGAUCGUAGGCAUGAAACCGGUAGCAUCAUCCACUGUCGAAUCCAUUUUGUCAGCGGAACCUGUGGUGAUUGUAGGAACUGCUGGAGCAAUCUUUCUCGGAUACCUCCUUCUGCCUCCUGUUUUGUCUGCCAUCUCCUUUAAUCUCCGUGGAUACAAAGGUGAACUGACUCCUGCUCAAACCUUGGAUGCUAUAUGCACCAAAAACUAUGUUAUGGUCGAUAUACGCUCAGAGAAGGACAAGGACAAGACGGGUAUUCCCCGUGUCCCCUCCGGUGCUAAGAACAAGUUGAUUGCAAUUCCUUUGGAAGAAUUACCAAGCAAGUUGAGAGGCUUGGUCAGAAAUGUGAAGAAAGUAGAAGCUGAAAUAACAGCUCUCAAGAUUUCAUAUCUUAAGAAAAUUAACAAAGGCUCUAACAUUGUUAUCUUGGAUUCGUACUCGGAUGCUGCAAAAAUAGUUGCCAGAAGUCUAACAAGUUUGGGGUUCAAAAAUUGCUGGAUAGUAGCAGAUGGAUUUUCUGGAGGCAAAGGAUGGUCACAGAGUCGUUUAGGAACAGAUUCAUAUAAUCUAUCUUUAGUUGAGGUUCUAUCACCAUCCCGAAUCAUUCCUGCAGCAUCUAGACGCUUCGGAACAACCAGCACAAAGUUGCUUCCUGGAUCUGACUAAACUUUUUUGCAGAAAUGCUUGAAUAUAUGCACUCUCAGUUUAGUAUAGCUCUCUUCAAAUACAUCUUGUAAUUCUUUUAUUAGAGUUAAAAACUAAAUUUUGUA
Molecule: messenger RNA, 1407 nt
Organism: Mercurialis annua (annual mercury)
Lineage: Eukaryota; Viridiplantae; Streptophyta; Magnoliopsida; Malpighiales; Euphorbiaceae
Product: calcium sensing receptor, chloroplastic
Exons: 6
Coding region: 125-1303 (392 amino acids)
Biological process (GO): cellular response to calcium ion; regulation of stomatal closure; de-etiolation
Source: RefSeq, a predicted model, not a curated record